UUACAUUCGACCGCACACAUUGACCCACCACCUCUCCCAUUUCUCACAGUCAAUACGGAAGCCGAGCACCAUGGUGGCUUCAAAAAGUCCCAAGGCCGCGAAGGUCGCGCCGCGGUAUACAGAACGUGUCAUGGGCGCGAUGUCCCAAAUCCAGCGUGAGACGCACAAACAUGCCAUCCGCACUGCGAGCAUCCACGCGCGCGUCCAGAAGAUGGCGCAGGAGCGGAAGGAGAAGCUAGGCCCACAUUGGAAGACGUUCGUCACGAAGGCCAUCGGCGUCUUGACGGAAGAAGGCAUCCUGGAGAAAGAUCAUGGGGCCUAUGCGUUGUCGCUCAGUGGCAAGAAGAUUAUUGCUACUGCCCGCCGCGCGCUGGACCUCCCGAGCAACAGCCAAGACAUGACGAUCGAGCAAGAGGUCGACCUGUGGAAACAGGUGCUCCGCACGCCAAUUGCCACACCAACUCGCAAGCGGCUGCGCAACUCGCGUGUGCCCGCAGGGGAUGACUCGGACGACGAGCUCGUGGAGUUGCCGUCAUCGCCGAUCAAGGGUCGUAAGCGUGCGCGGACGUCAUCGGCUGCUGCAAGUCACCGACCAGUGCGGGAGCCGACGCGUGAGCCGCCUUCGCCCUUGACGGAGCUAGAGGAAAGUAUGGAGAACGUGUUGGUUCCUACGCCGGCUACCGCCAGUGCCCGUCCUCGUCAAUCUCGUUCCUUCAUCGACCAGCUGAGCAAACAACCAACACCCGCGCCGACAGAGAUGGAAUUGCACGAUGACAUCACCGAUGAACCGGCCUACAUCGAACUGCCAGCCUCUGCAGAUAAUUAUAGCGCGACCCCAGUGGAGAGCCUGAAGGAGGAACUUGCCAAGGCAGAAAGCGCCGUCGUGGCACUUAGCCGUGAACUGAGAGAUCUUCGCGAGCAACGGACGACUCUGGACUCUGAACUGGCCAGGACGAGAAAGCGGGCCGAUGCCAAUGCGGCUGAGAAAGUCAUGCUGGAGGCGCAGCUAGCCGCUGACGUUCCUCGGACCGACGAGGCGGAUCUUCUUGCCCAGAUCGCCCAUCUUGAGGGCGAGAAAGGUCAGCUCCAGCAAACGAUUGCGACUAAAGAUGUCCGUAUUUCACGUUUGGAGGAACGAAACGAAUCACUUGCCCAGGAUGCCGUCGAGCUGAAUGCGAAGCUCGCAGUUUUACGUGACGCUGCCGAAGCUUUGAAGCCUCAAAUGGAUGCUCUCGACAGUGCCUUGGCUGAACGGAUCAGCAUCCAAACGGUCUUGGAAGCACAAUUGGCUGCAGCAAAGAAGGAAGCCGAGGAUAUGCGGUUGAAAGUCGGUGUAUUCGAGACUUCGACUCGUCUACUCCGGACGGAGAUCGAGUCGAAGGCAGCACAACUAAGCGAACGAGAAGCUGAGCUCGGGGGUGAGCUAACUGCGAAGGCCGGAGCGAUGUCUGCUUUGGAGAGUCGAAACGCCGAGCUCGCAGCCUCCCUGAAUGAGGCUCGCAGCAAGAUGAUCGAAGCCGAGGCCGCAAGAUCCUGUCUGGCUGACCGAUUUUCCGAAGCAGAGCUGCGCAACUCGUCCUUCCAGGCCACCAUUGACGAGUUGCGUCUGGCUGAAGGCCGAGCGGUGGCAAGCAUCGAGCAGCUGUCCGCCGAGUCGGUUAAGCAGCUUGGGAUUCGAGACGAAACAGUUGCUGCACUCAAAUCUGAGCUCUUGACUGCACAAGAAGCUACGCGCGUGCAAGCGGCCCAAGCAGAAGAGACACUGACAGCUCUGACUUGGCAGCUGGCGCACACGCAAGCCAGCCACGCCGCCCUAGAAUCCACGCUGGCCGUGACGAGCGAGAAAUCACGCUCGGAGCUGGAGGCCGCUUCGGCCAAGUCCGCCGAUGUGUCCGCAAAGCUCGAGGAGGCUGUCAAACGUCUAGGCGAGGUGGAGACGCGCUUGCAUAUCGCCGGGAGGAAGCACACGUCAGAGAUCGCUGACAAGGACGUGAUCCUGACGACGCUCAAUGAUACGCUCGUAUCGGCUCGGGCAGAUGUCCAGGACAUGGUCCAGAAGCUUGCGCAGGCAGAUCGGGACCGAGGUCAGCUGCAUGCUGAUGUUGUCCAGAUAAAGGGGGAUUUGCAAGCCGAGAUGGCGAAUACACGUGAUAUCGCGGCGGAGCUGGAGAGCGAGCGCGCGAAGAGGGCGCAGGCCGAGACGUCUUUGAACGAGGUCCGAGAGCUGAGAGAGGCUGAUGUUGCGACCAUUGGUGCGCUCCAGGACAAGUUCGCCCGGCUCAAGGACGCCCAGAUGGAGUUGUGGGUCCAGUUUGAGCUGGCGAGACCGAGUGGCCAGCCGGUGCUGCCCCCCGCGUCGUCGAGCACCUUGUGAUUUGGUUGCGUUGCUGAUCUGCGCUAGUGUUGAUCUAUCUUGAUCGAAUCAUGACUUAUCUUAUUAUCCGGAUCUUCAGAUGCUUACUUACUUGUGUAUGUGCCUAUUUUCUGCCAUAAGUAAUUGUAGUUUCCGUGUAAGCCGUCGACACCCGAAGGAACGAAUAGAACCAGG
This is a messenger RNA of Mycena citricolor, 2548 nucleotides long. Lineage: Eukaryota; Fungi; Basidiomycota; Agaricomycetes; Agaricales; Mycenaceae. The record is from the annotation of a GenBank genome assembly.